Molecule: messenger RNA, 459 nt
Organism: Staurois parvus
Lineage: Eukaryota; Metazoa; Chordata; Amphibia; Anura; Ranidae
Source: the annotation of a GenBank genome assembly
AUGAGUGCCAGGAUCUCCAAGCAGCUGAGGCUCUCCAUGCCCCCUUGCUUGCUGAACAGGACCUCUUCUUCCAACACCACCAGCUGUGUGACCGAAGUGGAGCCUUUGUUCCAGUCCUUCUCCUCCACUCUGGUCCUGAUCGUCCUGGCCACUGUGAUCUUCUGCCUGGUGGUCUUGUCCCUCAGCACCUUCCACCUGCACAAGAGCAAGAUGAAGAAACGUAAAAUAGAGAAAGCCCAGGAGGAAUACGAGAGGGAUCACUGCAGCCCCAAGGCACAAAGGGGCAACAGACAGCCAAGUAAGGCUCAAGACCCUGGUGGCCACGACUCUCCCGACAUCCAGAGAAGAGACCAGAGCCCCUUCAAUCCCUAUGCCAGGAUGACCGAGCAGCCUCAAAGGGAAGCUUCAAUUUUGGACAAUGCCAAGGAGGACUUGCUGCAAUCCGUGCUCUUGUCAUGA